AUGUCCUACAACUUGCCAAACCCGAGUCUAGUUGGACUUCUACUAGCAGUGAGCACUCACAAUGGCCCGCAGAUUGUAUACCACUACCCACCCGAACUCGGCAAUCAAAAACUCCUGCUUUUGAACCCAGACGAAGAAGCCGCCAAUGACGACGAUUUUGACGACGAGGACUAUGUGGAGGAUGAUUCUAAAUCAAUGAGUAGUGAAACUAGUGCCACGAAUGAUGUCGGUGCAAAGUUUCUGGAUAAAUCGAGCGAUCUUGCCGGCGUAGAUGCCGAUGCUGGUUCGACGAAACUCAAGAAGUUGAAUUCCGCGACAACAGAAGACUUCAAGUCUCGAAAAGAGACUGAUUCGUCAACCAAGGGUCAGAUAUUGGGGUUUGAGCCCGAAAUCCUCGCAGAAAUGCUCUCGCCGCCGCGAGAAAUGUGCAAUUGUAGAUUUGACAUCAUGCUAGAAUCCAUGGUGUUUUUGGGGCUUCCGAUUCAUGCGCAGCCCGAUGGAUCUUGGCGGCCUCAAAAAGCGCGCUCGUUUAGAACUGCUGCCCGUAGCGAAUCUGUGGGUCAUGGCGUAAGUGCUGGGGGCAGUGUGGGCCAUAGAGGAAGUGUAGACGACACGAUAGACGAAGAGCCUAGCGAACCAAAGUCCCAGUCUGCAUUGAGCAUGUUCAACCUUGUCUUUGUUAUGAACCCGCCCAAAAUCGAGCGUAGCUAUCGUACUGACGAGAUGUUUUACUACGUGAUACUGAAGCUCAUGUUUAUUCUACGGUACGAGCAGCACAAACGUAACUACAUGUGGGAACAAGUCAAACUCAUAUCUCAUCUAAAAGAAGAGUUUGCUGCUACGCCGCCAGAAGAUCGUGACUAUUCGCUUUCAAGCUAUUUGUUAUCUGGGCUGCUGCUAUGCAAGAUGAUGAACCAUUGCUUUGCCUCUUUGGUAGCGUCGCGUGUGGCUCAUCUUAACAUCAAUAACAAGUUGCAUUCGUUUCAGAUCCCUUUGAAGAUGGAGUUUCACUCUCUUCCUGAGGUUUCUACACCUUACGUUCCGGGCUCUUAUCUCUCUUCAACGGCGAGCUUUUUGGGAGAAACCGGUCUUGUCGCGAUCGGUGAAACUGUGCGCUAUAGUGGAAGUAGCCUCAUAGACCAAGUCCUCGGCACCGAUAUUGCUGACGAGCAAGAAGAUGAUCUGGACGAGGAUGAGUAUCUGACUAGCUCCGAUGAGUUGUUGCAUUUGGGACUACUCUUGUGGGAUGACCCCGAGACCAUCAUAAAAGAAAUCAAAGCGAAAAGCAGCUCUCCAAUUGCCACAUUCAUCCGUAUGAUACGACCAACUGAGUCGUUGUUGAAGGUUUACAGCAGGCUUGAAGAAAACUACGAGGGCAGGAAUGAUUUGAAUAUCUCAAGCGUGAGAGAAUUUGCCCUUCAUCUUGUACAUUGGAGAAAAGCAAGAAUGAUACCACCGCUCAACACCCGCGGCAUCUAUAUCAUUUCCCCCAUGGCUCCAAUUGGGUCAAGAUUUAAAAGAGACAUCGCCAAGUUCAAUCUGCACUUCCCAACAAUUCCAUCGCUUCCGCUGUUCCUCAAAUCUCUCUCCACGAGAUCCAAGAAACCCCGCCAGUUUGCCACUAUCAUCCCAUCAAAAGACCACAAAGAUAUCUAUCUUCUGGCUUUAGCCUGGCUUGUCCGAUAUGGAUAUGCCACCCAACUCCACACAUACAUUUGGCUCAAAGUCUCUAGGAAAAUCAAAAUGAAGGUCGAAGAGGAGUUGGAAAUGGAGCUAGGCAAAGUGCUCAAACGAGGCAGCAAAAGCUAUCAAAAUAAUAGCGAAGCUUCAGUAACUGAGAACAAAAUCCAGACUGCGGUAGACAACUCGUCCAAGCAAGCUGGUGCUGCCAGUGCUGAGACGAUCGAGGAUGAGAUCGACAAAUUACAAAGAAGGCUCGAGAAUGCCCAGAAUGCUCCUGAUAUUGUAAUGGAAGACGAUAGCGACACUAUAUUGGUAGAUCCAGGCAGAGCGUCCAAUAUGGAACGAAGAUGGAUCAAUCAAAUAAUCCACAAGGAAUGUGAACUUUCGCCGGAACUCACAGCUGUAUUCUAUAAGUUGUUGAAGUACAUGAACGGCAGGAACUCUUUGGAACUAUUAUUACUGAAAGAAAACAUCACUAGAGCAGAGCUCCGGAAGCUUCUACUCUCUAUAGAAAGCCAUGUCAUCUCCGUUAGACACUGGUAA
Molecule: messenger RNA, 2226 nt
Organism: Australozyma saopauloensis
Lineage: Eukaryota; Fungi; Ascomycota; Pichiomycetes; Serinales; Metschnikowiaceae
Exons: 1
Coding region: 1-2226 (741 amino acids)
Biological process (GO): positive regulation of autophagy; negative regulation of TORC1 signaling; TORC1 signaling
Cellular component (GO): GATOR1 complex
Source: RefSeq, a predicted model, not a curated record